This is a messenger RNA of Myxozyma melibiosi, 1923 nucleotides long. RefSeq lists its product as uncharacterized. The coding region runs from base 1 to 1923 and encodes 640 amino acids. The record is from RefSeq and is a predicted model, not a curated record. NCBI's taxonomy places the organism in Eukaryota, Fungi, Ascomycota, Lipomycetes, Lipomycetales, Lipomycetaceae. The transcript has a single exon.
AUGUCGACGACCUCGUCCUCGGCUGCCGCCGGUACGGCAACAAGGCCACCACCACCACCAUCGCCAUCACCGUCACCGGCCAAGCCUGCGACCACACCCGUGGCCUACAAGCAACCAAAGCGGAAGCCGCUUCCGAUGACGGUUGAUUUUUCCGCGUUGCCGAUCAGCAGGGCUGUUUCGAAAACGGACGCGGCGACGAAGAAGGAUGAUAAGAUAUCGAACGAAAGGAGAGAGGGGAUCGUGACCGCUGAUGCUAGAACUGCAGUGCCUCCGAGGCUGGAUAGUUUGGCAUCAGUAGGGACACUGAUUACAUUGAAUGGAUCUUCCUCAACGGGAGAAUCGAGUGCUCUGCCGUCACCGGAGGUAAAGAAGCCUAUCAGUUAUCCACCAGUGAGGAGUAUGCUCGAUCCUCUUCCUGCCCGCCGCCCAGCAUCACCAUCUCCUCCGCCACCACCACCACCUCCCAAGACACAAACACCCCCGCCACCGACACCGCCUGUCGUCAGAGAGGUGGAGACAGUAUCUCUGUUACCGCAGCCUGAGUUUAAACCGUCAGAACCCGAGCCAGAGCCAGAGCCAGAACUUCCACCUUCUCCCUUACUCGCGCCUCUAUCAGUAGCCUCCACGACCACCACUCAGCCUCUAUCGAUUCCUAGAUCGCCUUCAUCCCACUCCCUCUAUUCUCUACAAUCCGCCUCAUCUACAGCCCCGCAAACCACACAGUCUACAAGCACCCCCUCGGCACCUCCUGCGAUCCCAGAAUACAGCUCGCGGCGGACAUCCAUCGCAUCAGCGCGUACGCACGGGCUAUUAAAGGGUUCGAUAACCUCGGUUGCGUCGUUCAGCUCCGCUGUAUCAGCCGACAACAACAGCACGUACUCUCUCGCACUCUCGCGUGCCUCGUCGCACGCGAGAGAGGAAAGCUCCGGGAACGCGGCCGCGGGACCAAGCUCUGUUCCUCCGCUCCCGUCGAUCCCGCUCACGACAUCGGCUUCGACUACCACUAUGUUGACGACCACUACCACCGGAGACACUCUAUCUGUCGCCAGUUCGCGAGGCGGCGGAGGCAGCAGCGGCGUUGAGGACGCGCAUACGGUUUCGGAGGAAGAGUCUCUGGCGAAAGCGGUUACGGAUUCUACGCCUGCGGUGCCGGCUUCGGAGCGGAAAGCAGACUAUGUGACGUACAUGCGUCGCCAGAAAGCAACGGUGUGGUGUGAUCGCGUGCCGACGAAUCUGAUCACGAAGAGCAAGACACGGCAUACGACGGCCGCGCACGGAAGCAGCAGCAAAAAGAAGAAAGACAGUCAGCGGGCGGAUGAGUUCUCGUCUUAUAUGCACGCGUAUGCUUACUAUCAGCCGAAACUCGAUAUGACGCUCGAACUUAGCGAUGCCAGAGUCGUUUCGCAUAGCUCUUCAAGACUUGCGCUUCGAGCACUGGAUCAGGACGAUGAGACGGUGUCGCUAAAGAGCUCAGUGAAUGAGACUACCACUACCCGAUCAUCGUCUACUCUUGAUCUUAACGCCACCACAACCGGCCUUUUUAAGUCAUCCACUCUCGCGAGCGUCGGCAGCAGCGUCACGGUGGCAUCUACCAACGACGCCAACGGCGCAGCAAACAAUCGCUUAUCAGGCAUGAGCUCAGCGCGCAACUCUGUGCACACCGUCGCCAGUACAAGUCACCUCCAGGUGCCAGGCACGCCAGGUACACCAUCUCAAGUGCAAAACAGCGGCAACGGCAGCGUCAGUGGUAAUAACCUCACGCCGCCGUAUCCAUCUGUUGGCACGCCGGCGUCGGGAACAUCGGUCGCGUCGAAGAAGGCAAGUAACGAGAGUCUGGCAGAUACAUUGCUGGAGGACAUUGUUGCGCCGCGGAGGACUUUGUAUAUUGCCAAUCCGGAUUAUAGUAGUAGUGAUGAAGAGUGA